AUGCCAACCAGAGGCUUACAAUAUUACAGUCUCAGAACUGUUCUACAGUAUAUAGAAGCCAACAAAAGAUUUUGUCUAUCCCAGCGCAUUCCAACAAUUCGUUGCGCUGAAAAAGCUGUACCACUCAAAAUCGACUAUCUUCAGUUUGAUGAUUUUGGAAUUACAGUCAAUAAAACUUCCUAUUCUCUGGCCGUUUAUAGAGACUUCCACCAAGGCUCCGACUAUUUUCAAAAAGAAAAAGAUGAGGAUGGUAUUCGAUUUGAUCUAGACCAGUACGGUUUCCAACUUGAGAUGAACAAGACGGACCUGGUCCCAGGAGAAGUGAUUUUUGGAGAUGUGAGAGUUGAUAAUCACAAUUUUAAUGGAAACCAAUUACAUAUCCCAAUUACGUUUCCCUGGUCUUCCCAAAAACAUGAUAUGACAAUGAGACGUUGCUAUGACAAACAUUUGGAGCUCUUCCAAAUUGCAUUGAAAACCCGAUUGGAUCAAGGAAAUCUAGUCCGAGGAAUGGAAGUACUUGAUUCUUUUCCAGUUAUGACCAAAAUGUUCUCAGACGACGAACUGGUUCGCGGAGAACUAACUGCGAAGGAAUUGAAGAUAAAACUGUCAUAUCUCAAUUGUGUGCAAACUUCGUCACUGAAGAUUUUAAGUCAUCAUUUGCGCAGAUGUCUCCAGCCGUUUGACUGCCUAGAUAACAAUAAACCACUCCCCUUCACACCACUCAUCCAACUCACUAUCAAAAGAGAAGGUCAAGAAAAACAAAUCGAACGGUAUCCAUACAUAAUGAAGCUACACGAAGCAAUACGAAAACUCAGCUGGUUGAUGUUUGGAGGACGGAAAGCAGUUGUACAAGCACACAAUUUUCCCUUCAUUGAUGAAAGCAUUACGCUCCGAAUCCCUAAAGAAUUGAAAAUUCGAGUACGGAAACUUAGAUUCAAAAAGAACAUGAAUGGACGCCUCGAAGCUUUGAAUAAUUUGAUCGAUGAUUCCAGUUAUCCACUUGAAAAACUUUCCACCUUCCACCAGGAACAAGAAAUUGAUCACUUUGCUCACCACGCUUUAACAAGUGCGCAGCAAAUUGUUUUGAAAGGAUCAGCACCACCAAAUAUCGAUUUAUUAUGGAACUUGAGAAACAAAGUUGUGCAUUUUAAGUACAUUUGGUCUCCAGAUUUCUCUAUUGAGGAGCUGCUUACAUUUGCUCAAAAUAUAAUCAGAGCUGGAUCCCCGGCUGGAGUUCAAAGAUCAUUUAGAAUGUCAAAUGAAGUUUCAAUCAAAAAUCUAUUGAAUCGUGUUGCGGAACAGUUCAAUUUGAUCAGAUCAAACAGAAGUGUUUCUAUCCGGAUGGGAAAUGAAACCAAGCUCAAUAUCUCUUACAAAUUUGCGAAAUGCUGUAAAGAAGACAAUUUACAAAUGAAGAAUUGGGUUCUCAAAAUGAAGGUUGUGCCUUAUCUCAGUUUGUCAUCGUUCUUCGAGAAACUGAAGAAAUUGAAGAUUACUGAUGGCACAUUAUAA
This is a messenger RNA of Caenorhabditis remanei, 1512 nucleotides long. RefSeq lists its product as uncharacterized. The coding region runs from base 1 to 1512 and encodes 503 amino acids. The record is from RefSeq and is a predicted model, not a curated record. The transcript has 3 exons. NCBI's taxonomy places the organism in Eukaryota, Metazoa, Nematoda, Chromadorea, Rhabditida, Rhabditidae.